AUGAGUCUUUACAAAGCCCCAGAGACUACACAAUACUUUAAGAUUCUUUCUCAAAAAGAGCAAGCAAAUCCCCCACAUCUUAGACCAUCAAGAGAAGCCAGAGUUUUAUCAAAGAAAUAUGAUAUGCUUUGCAUCAAUGAUGUGGUUUAAAUUCAUGAUGUUCAAGAGAAUUAUAAAAAUAAAAUGCUGCUAGAAGAUUUGGAUUAGACAUAAAAUAAAUAAAAAAGCAAAGGGCUCCAUCAAAAAUAGAUAUAGUAGAUUAAGAAAAACUUUGACCGGUAAAUGGAGGAUUAUGAAGGCGAUAUUAUUUCAAAGGAUAUGCAGAAGGAUUUGAGUCAUCUGCUCAAGGAUGAUAUUCAAAGGUUUAUUAAGAAUAAUAAACUUAAGAAGUUACAAAUGGAGUGUAGCAAGGUUAAAGAAUUGCUAGGCCAAUAGAAAAAGGAAACACUUUUCUAGCAUCGCAAGCCACUAACAACCAUGAACAAGGUAGCUGAACUGGAUAAAUCUUACGACAUGAGAGAUAUUAGAAGGAGCUUAGACAUUAAAGAUGAAUUUAAAGUUGUUGACAUAGAUACAUAAGGCAGGCCAAUGACAAUUUCAAAUAAAAAGAAAAAUUAUCUCAGAAGAAGUAAAAAGGUCUUGAUGGAUAGUACUUUUCACUCAAUUUCUAGAGACAAACGAGACUAAGUAUUUUCAAAUAAAACAAAUGCUCCGCCUAUUGGCCUUUACAAGCUAAAUUUCUCAAUUAUUGAACCGAAUAAUACAUCUCUGCAGUUUGGAUUAGCAGAGAUAAAACAGAGAUUCGACUAUUCAAAGCCAGAAACUAUGCUUUGGAUAGCUGAAAAAGAGCAACUGGAAAGCAAAGACAAUAAUCAAAGUCCUCGAUGUGUAAAGUGUAUUAAAAAGCAAGUAGAAACAUUAAGUACUCUUUAGAAUAAUAAUAGUCUUGGAAGUGUAAUAAAAUGUGAGCAUAGUUUAACGAAGCUUUUCCAAAAGUAAAAGCAGUCUGAAAAGAUCAUUGAGUUGACAAGGAAUGACAGUCCUUUGAACAAAACCAAAGAUAAUUUUACUAGGAGUUCGAUAAUUAACUUAAAUGUUUCAUUGUCUCCAACAAAAGAAUCCUUCAAAAAGCUUAAUGGCCAAGGUGUGAUGAGUUUUGCUACUUAGACUUCAAGAAAACCUAUCACUGAGGGAUAACUCAAUCCUAAUGAUGAAAGAUUUACGCUUGAAGCAAGUAAAUAUCCACAAAUAUACUCUAAAGAAAAACAUUCCCCUAUAAUAUAACUUUCAAAGUAUUCAAGAAGAAAUAGCAAUUAGUUUAAGACGAACUUCACUGGAUUCCUUCAUUACUAACCAGACAUACCAGCGUUUUACCCUGUCCCCUCUGGAUCUUUUAAGAAAGAGAAAUCAAAAUCUCCUCAAUAAAAUACAUUUUACAGCAAUAAACUUGAACAUUCUCAUGAAUUUUAUAAUACGAGGACAUUAAUCAUUCAGGAUGAAUAAAAUGAAAAGAAAUAAAGAAGGAUGAUUAAAAUAAGAAAUAAUGAGUUUGUGGAAUAAGGUAAAAAGCAUUUAUUUAAAGAAAUCGAAAGCCAAAUCAUGAAAAUAAACUAAGGAAAUAACAAUAGAAAUGAUUCACAAAUUAACAAGUUGUAAUGA
This is a messenger RNA of Stylonychia lemnae, 1659 nucleotides long. NCBI's taxonomy places the organism in Eukaryota, Ciliophora, Spirotrichea, Sporadotrichida, Oxytrichidae. The record is from the annotation of a GenBank genome assembly.